ACGACGUCGUCGUUUACUUGAGCGCCAUUCUGCAGCCCGACCUGAGCAGCAAGCGCCAGAUUACUGUCCACAGAGGAGAGGCUGGUUUUAAUCACACAGCGCUGAUCUCUUCUAAAGUCCCGUUGGUGUCUUGGUUUGAUCUCCUGCUGCUCUCUCCGUGCAGUACACGCUGCAAUGGCAGCUGCGUUCCCGUUCAGAGGUGUCCCGGGAGCCAUGCCGCCCGGUGUUCCUCCCCCGGCCCCGGUGCCAGACUACAUGUCCGAGGAGAAACUACAAGAAAAGGCCCGCAAAUGGCAGCAGCUGCAGGCUAAGCGGUAUUCGGAGAAAAGGAAAUUUGGUUUCGUUGACACCCAGAAAGAGGACAUGCCCCCUGAGCAUGUCCGUAAGAUCAUCAGGGACCAUGGAGACAUGACCAACAGGAAGUUCCGCCACGACAAACGAGUCUAUCUCGGGGCAUUGAAGUACAUGCCCCACGCAGUUCUGAAGCUGUUGGAGAACAUGCCCAUGCCGUGGGAGCAGAUCCGAGACGUGCCGGUGCUCUACCACAUUACAGGGGCCAUUUCCUUUGUCAAUGAAAUCCCUUGGGUCAUCGAGCCCGUCUACAUUGCGCAGUGGGGUACCAUGUGGAUCAUGAUGCGUCGGGAGAAACGGGACAGACGGCACUUCAAGCGCAUGCGCUUCCCGCCCUUCGACGAUGAGGAGCCUCCGCUGGACUAUGCAGAUAACAUUCUGGACGUGGAGCCGCUGGAGGCCAUUCAGAUGGAGCUGGAUCCUGAGGAGGACGGCCCCGUGGUGGACUGGUUUUACGAGCACCAGCCCUUGAAGGACUCCAAGUACGUCAACGGGACUACAUACAGACGCUGGCAGUUUAGUCUGCCGAUGAUGUCCACCCUGUACCGCCUGGCCAAUCAGCUGCUGACUGAUUUGGUGGACAGUAACUACUUCUACUUGUUUGACCUGAAGGCCUUCUUCACGUCGAAGGCCCUGAAUAUGGCCAUUCCUGGAGGGCCCAAGUUUGAGCCCCUGGUCAGAGACAUCAAUCUCCAGGACGAGGACUGGAAUGAAUUCAAUGACAUCAAUAAAAUUAUCAUCAGACAGCCCAUUAGGACCGAGUACAAGAUCGCCUUCCCAUACCUGUACAACAACCUUCCCCAUCACGUGCACCUCACUUGGUACCACACUCCCAAUGUGGUGUUCAUCAAGACGGAGGAUCCAGACUUGCCCGCAUUCUACUUUGACCCCCUCAUCAACCCCAUCUCUCACAGACAUUCUGUUAAAAGUCAGGAACCCCUGCCUGAGGACGACGAGGAGUUCGAGCUUCCAGAGUACGUAGAACCGUUCCUCAAGGAGACGCCUUUGUACACCGACAACACGGCCAACGGGAUCGCGUUGCUGUGGGCGCCACGACCGUUCAACCUGCGCUCCGGAAGAACCCGCCGCGCCAUCGACGUUCCUCUCAUAAAGAACUGGUACCGUGAGCACUGUCCUGCAGGACAGCCCGUGAAGGUGCGCGUCUCCUACCAGAAGCUUCUGAAGUACUACGUUCUUAACGCUCUGAAACAUCGACCACCAAAAGCACAGAAGAAGAGGUACCUCUUCCGUUCCUUCAAGGCCACAAAGUUCUUCCAGUCCACGAAGCUGGAUUGGGUGGAGGUGGGCCUUCAGGUGUGCAGACAGGGCUACAACAUGCUCAACCUACUCAUCCAUAGAAAGAAUCUCAACUACCUGCACCUGGACUACAACUUCAACCUGAAGCCCGUCAAAACCCUCACCACCAAGGAGCGUAAGAAGUCCCGGUUUGGGAACGCCUUCCACUUGUGUCGUGAGGUUCUCCGUCUGAGCAAACUGGUUGUGGACAGUCACGUGCAGUACAGACUGGGAAACGUCGACGCCUUCCAGCUGGCUGACGGCCUGCAGUACAUCUUUGCCCAUGUGGGUCAGCUGACCGGCAUGUAUCGCUACAAGUACAAGCUGAUGAGGCAGAUCAGGAUGUGCAAGGACCUGAAACAUCUCAUCUACUACCGCUUCAACACGGGUCCGGUCGGGAAGGGCCCAGGUUGUGGCUUCUGGGCUCCGGGCUGGAGGGUUUGGCUGUUCUUCAUGAGGGGCAUUACCCCCCUGCUGGAGAGGUGGUUGGGGAACCUGUUGGCUAGACAGUUCGAAGGCCGUCACUCCAAGGGCGUGGCCAAGACCGUGACCAAGCAGCGGGUGGAGUCCCACUUCGACCUGGAACUCAGGGCGGCCGUCAUGCACGACAUUCUGGACAUGAUGCCUGAGGGCAUCAAGCAGAACAAGGCCAGGACCAUCCUGCAACACCUCAGCGAGUCCUGGAGGUGCUGGAAGGCAAACAUUCCUUGGAAGGUCCCAGGACUUCCCACGCCCAUUGAGAACAUGAUCUUGCGCUACGUGAAGGCCAAAGCUGAUUGGUGGACCAACACGGCCCAUUACAACCGGGAGCGAAUCAGGCGAGGCGCUACCGUGGACAAGACCGUGUGCAAAAAGAACCUCGGGCGCCUGACACGGCUGUACCUGAAGGCCGAGCAGGAGAGGCAGCACAACUACCUGAAGGACGGGCCGUACAUCACUGCGGAGGAGGCUGUGGCCAUCUACACGACCACCGUCCACUGGUUGGAGAGUCGUCGCUUCUCUCCUAUCCCCUUCCCCCCACUGUCCUACAAACACGACACCAAACUGCUCAUCCUGGCACUGGAGAGGCUUAAAGAGGCGUACAGUGUGAAGUCUCGGCUGAACCAGUCCCAACGCGAGGAGCUCGGUCUGAUAGAACAGGCGUAUGACAACCCUCACGAGGCUCUGUCCAGGAUCAAGCGUCACCUCCUCACGCAGAGAGCAUUCAAAGAGGUGGGCAUCGAGUUCAUGGACCUGUACAGCCACCUGGUGCCCGUGUACGACGUGGAGCCUCUGGAGAAGAUCACGGACGCCUACCUGGACCAGUACCUGUGGUACGAGGCCGACAAACGGCGCCUGUUCCCGCCCUGGAUCAAGCCAGCUGACACCGAGCCGCCACCCCUGCUCGUCUACAAGUGGUGCCAAGGUAUCAACAACCUGCAGGACGUGUGGGAGACGAUGGAGGGCGAGUGCAACGUCAUGCUGGAGUCGCGCUAUGAGAAGAUGUACGAGAAGAUUGACCUGACCCUGCUCAAUAGGCUCCUGCGCCUCAUCGUUGACCACAACAUCGCCGAUUACAUGACGGCCAAGAACAAUGUUGUCAUCAACUACAAGGACAUGAACCACACAAACUCGUACGGGAUCAUCCGCGGGCUACAGUUCGCCUCCUUCAUCGUGCAGUACUACGGCUUGGUGAUGGACCUGCUCGUCCUGGGUCUCCACCGCGCCAGCGAGAUGGCCGGCCCCCCGCAGAUGCCCAACGACUUCCUCAGUUUCCAGGACAGCACCACGGAGGUGGCCCACCCCAUCCGCCUGUACUGCCGAUACAUCGACCGCAUCCACAUGUUCUUCAGGUUCUCCGCAGACGAGGCCCGGGAUCUGAUCCAGCGCUACCUGACGGAACACCCCGACCCCAACAAUGAGAACAUCGUGGGUUACAACAACAAGAAGUGCUGGCCCAGAGAUGCCAGGAUGCGGCUGAUGAAGCACGACGUGAACUUGGGCCGUGCCGUCUUCUGGGACAUCAAGAACCGCCUGCCUCGCUCUGUCACCACCGUGCAGUGGGAGAACAGCUUUGUGUCGGUCUACAGCAAAGACAACCCCAACCUCCUCUUCAACAUGUGCGGCUUCGAGUGUCGCAUCCUGCCCAAGUGCCGCACCAGUUACGAGGAGUUCACGCACAAGGACGGAGUUUGGAACCUGCAGAAUGAGGUAACUAAGGAAAGGACAGCUCAGUGCUUCUUGCGUGUGGACGAUGAGUCUAUGCAGAGGUUCCAUAACAGAGUCCGACAGAUUCUCAUGGCCUCUGGUUCCACCACCUUCACCAAGAUUGUGAACAAGUGGAACACCGCUCUGAUCGGUCUGAUGACCUACUUCCGUGAGGCCGUGGUGAACACCCAGGAGCUGCUAGACCUGUUGGUGAAAUGUGAGAACAAGAUCCAGACGCGUAUCAAGAUUGGCCUGAACUCCAAAAUGCCCAGCCGCUUCCCCCCGGUGGUCUUCUACACGCCCAAGGAGCUGGGAGGUCUGGGCAUGCUCUCCAUGGGCCACGUCCUCAUCCCACAGUCCGACCUGAGGUGGUCCAAGCAGACAGACGUGGGCAUCACUCACUUUCGCUCUGGUAUGAGUCACGAGGAGGACCAGCUGAUUCCCAAUCUGUACCGCUAUAUCCAGCCAUGGGAGAGCGAGUUCAUUGACUCUCAGAGAGUCUGGGCUGAGUAUGCCCUGAAGAGGCAGGAGGCCAUCGCCCAGAACAGGCGCCUGACCCUGGAGGACUUGGAGGACUCGUGGGACAGAGGAAUCCCACGAAUCAACACCCUGUUCCAGAAAGACAGGCACACUCUGGCCUAUGACAAGGGCUGGAGAGUCAGAACGGACUUUAAACAGUACCAGGUGCUGAAGCAAAAUCCCUUCUGGUGGACACAUCAGAGACACGACGGGAAACUGUGGAACCUCAACAACUACCGUACGGAUAUGAUCCAGGCUCUGGGCGGAGUGGAGGGGAUCCUGGAACACACACUCUUCAAGGGCACAUACUUCCCCACCUGGGAAGGUCUCUUUUGGGAGAAGGCCAGUGGCUUUGAAGAGUCCAUGAAGUGGAAGAAGCUUACCAACGCUCAGAGAUCGGGUCUGAACCAAAUCCCCAACCGACGGUUUACUCUCUGGUGGUCUCCCACCAUCAACAGGGCUAAUGUGUACGUGGGAUUUCAGGUGCAGCUGGACCUCACAGGAAUCUUCAUGCACGGCAAAAUUCCAACGCUGAAGAUCUCCCUGAUCCAGAUCUUCAGAGCUCACUUGUGGCAGAAGAUCCAUGAAAGUAUUGUCAUGGAUCUGUGUCAGGUAUUUGACCAGGAACUGGAUGCCCUGGAGAUUGAGACAGUCCAAAAGGAGACCAUCCACCCCAGGAAGUCCUACAAGAUGAACUCGUCCUGCGCGGACAUUCUUCUGUUUGCCUCUUACAAGUGGAACGUCUCGCGGCCCUCGCUUCUUGCCGACUCCAAGGACGUUAUGGACAGCACCACUACUCAGAAGUACUGGAUUGACAUCCAGUUGCGAUGGGGAGACUACGACUCCCACGACAUUGAGAGAUACGCCAGAGCAAAGUUCCUGGACUACACCACAGACAACAUGAGCAUCUACCCCUCCCCCACCGGUGUGCUGAUCGCCAUUGACCUGGCCUACAACCUGCACAGCGCCUAUGGAAACUGGUUCCCAGGCAGCAAACCCCUGAUCCAGCAGGCCAUGGCGAAGAUCAUGAAGGCCAACCCCGCUCUGUAUGUGCUGAGGGAGCGCAUUCGCAAGGGUCUACAGCUCUACUCGUCCGAGCCUACUGAGCCCUACCUGUCCUCGCAGAACUACGGCGAGCUCUUCUCCAACCAGAUCAUCUGGUUCGUGGACGACACGAACGUGUACCGGGUCACCAUCCAUAAGACCUUUGAGGGCAACUUGACAACGAAACCGAUCAACGGGGCCAUUUUCAUUUUCAACCCCAGGACGGGGCAGCUGUUUCUGAAGAUAAUUCACACAUCUGUGUGGGCGGGACAGAAACGUCUGGGACAGUUGGCCAAGUGGAAGACAGCAGAAGAGGUAGCUGCUCUGAUCCGCUCCCUCCCUGUGGAAGAACAACCCAAGCAGAUCAUUGUGACCAGAAAGGGCAUGUUGGAUCCCCUUGAGGUGCACUUGCUGGAUUUCCCCAACAUCGUGAUCAAGGGCUCUGAGCUGCAGUUGCCCUUCCAGGCCUGUCUGAAGGUGGAGAAGUUUGGAGAUCUCAUUCUGAAGGCCACCGAGCCUCAGAUGGUCCUGUUUAACCUGUACGAUGACUGGCUCAAGACCAUCUCCUCCUACACCGCCUUCUCGCGUCUCAUCCUGAUCCUGAGAGCCCUCCACGUGAACAACGACCGUGCGAAGGUGAUCCUGAAGCCUGACAAGACCACCAUCACCGAGCCACACCACAUCUGGCCCACGCUGACAGACGAGGAGUGGAUCAAGGUGGAGGUCCAGCUCAAAGAUCUCAUCCUGGCUGACUAUGGCAAGAAGAACAACGUGAACGUGGCAUCUCUGACGCAGUCCGAGAUCAGGGACAUUAUCCUGGGCAUGGAGAUCUCCGCCCCCUCUCAGCAGAGGCAGCAGAUCGCUGAGAUUGAAAAGCAGACCAAGGAGCAGUCUCAGCUGACGGCCACGCAGACCCGCACCGUCAACAAGCACGGCGACGAGAUCAUCACCUCCACCACCAGCAACUACGAGACGCAGACCUUCUCCUCCAAGACUGAGUGGAGAGUCAGGGCCAUCUCUGCUGCCAACCUGCACCUGCGGACCAACCACAUCUACGUGUCCUCAGAUGACAUUAAAGAGACUGGCUACACCUACAUUCUUCCCAAGAACGUGUUGAAAAAGUUCAUCUGCAUUUCAGACUUGCGUGCUCAGAUUGCAGGCUACCUCUACGGCACCAGCCCGCCAGACAACCCCCAGGUGAAGGAGAUCCGUUGCAUUGUGAUGGUCCCUCAAUGGGGGACACACCAGACUGUGCACCUGCCCAAUCAGCUUCCGCAGCACGAGUACCUCAAGGAAAUGGAGCCUCUCGGCUGGAUUCACACACAACCCAAUGAGUCGCCCCAACUCUCCCCCCAGGACGUCACCACCCACGCCAAGGUCAUGGCAGACAACCCGUCUUGGGAUGGCGAGAAGACCAUCAUCAUCACCUGCAGCUUCACCCCUGGGUCCUGUACGCUGACCGCGUACAAGCUGACUCCGAGCGGAUACGAGUGGGGCAGGCAGAACACAGACAAGGGAAACAACCCUAAGGGGUAUCUGCCUUCGCACUACGAGAGGGUGCAGAUGCUGCUCUCUGAUCGCUUCCUCGGUUUCUUCAUGGUGCCUGGCCAAGUCUCCUGGAACUAUAACUUCAUGGGUGUUCGUCACGACCCCAACAUGAAAUACGACCUGCAGCUUUCCAACCCUAAAGAGUUCUACCACGAGGUGCAUCGCCCCUCCCACUUCCUGAACUUCGCCUCCCUGCAGGAGGGCGAGAUCUACAACGCUGAUCGCGAGGACAUGUUCGCCUAGCGCACGAGCGGCUCCUCCUCCUCACGUGCAGCGGAUUCUCUGGGCUUCGGCGAGGCUCGAGCUGGCCAGAUCUUUGUGCUCGAGCGAGGUGUUGACGGUCCUGUCGGAUCGCGAGCCUGUUUUAAGAGUUUGUAUAAUGCUUAAACUUGCUUUCUCUGGCGUGGUAACUUUUUUUUUUUGGUUCACAUUUGCAUAAUGUCUAUUUUUGUGUCACUGUAGUUGUGAGGUAAAACUUCAUGAAAGUUCUUAGAGCUCUUUUGUAAUCUCAAGUACAUUAAAUUGUUUUUGUUUGUUUUUUAAGUGGGUUGUAAUAUUCUUGUCCCCAGUAGCUAUGUUGUGCAUGUGUAAUGUACAUAAUACUUUGGGUCAAAAUAAAGAUAAAUUGAAACAUG
This is a messenger RNA of Electrophorus electricus (electric eel), 7580 nucleotides long. RefSeq names its product pre-mRNA processing factor 8 (gene prpf8). NCBI's taxonomy places the organism in Eukaryota, Metazoa, Chordata, Actinopteri, Gymnotiformes, Gymnotidae. Gene Ontology annotation, molecular function: U6 snRNA binding; U2 snRNA binding; U1 snRNA binding. Gene Ontology annotation, biological process: spliceosomal tri-snRNP complex assembly; mRNA splicing, via spliceosome. Gene Ontology annotation, cellular component: U5 snRNP; catalytic step 2 spliceosome. The record is from RefSeq and is a predicted model, not a curated record.